AUACUGGAACAAAUUUUCCAGCCACGUCUUCAUCUUCCAGCGCCCUCUAACACAUUGUGUUGCCUCUGUCUUUGCUUUAUGCUAUGCUGGACUGCAGAGACUGAAGUCCGUCUCAUCCACCUGCAUGCGUGCUACUGCAGCACAGCAGUACAGUGAGCGUGUCCUGACUGCACCCCAGGACAGAUGCCAGUUUCACAUUUCCCCAAAAUAACCACUGCGUUGCCUUCCCACUACAUCGGUUAAAACCAUCGAUUUUGCUUGCGAUAGGUAGCUUUCUAAGUAGCAAAGUUGCCCACGAUGGACUGUAAGCGAGAUAAAGACCAAGAUGCAGACCAUGAGAAGAUAACUGCUGUGCUGCUCAAGUCACGUACAGGAGAAUUUGAUUUGGAGUCAAUACUGUUUCUCAAAUUGAGAGGUCUUGGAACACAUGAUCUUGGCUGCAUUGGGGAAUGUAUAAAUUUGGAGAGACUGGACCUCUCUGGAAAUAACAUCACAAAUUUAGCACCUCUAGCAUCUCUUCGGCUUCUUUCUGUUCUCAAUUUGUCUGCCAACAGGAUUUCCAGUUUAGAGCCCCUGCGCAGUUGUGACAGUUUACAGAACUUAAACGUGGCUGGUAAUAUCAUAUCCAGCAUUGAGAACCUACACUGCCUUCAGUCUUUGAGAAAGCUAGAAAAUAUACGUUUUAAAGACAACACUUACAAUUACACUAAUCCAGUGUGCAGGAACGUAGCAUAUAGAACCAUAGUUCUUGAGAUGUUCCCCAACAUCAAAGUGCUGGAUGGUGAAAGAGUGGUCGGACGUGGGAGUGACUUGUACCAAUUAUGCAAAGACAUUGAUGAUACCAUCAAAGCUGGUUUAUACAAGAAUGGACAGCUUGUUGAACAUCCUGAUUGCAAACCAUGGGUGGAUGACAGUUACUGGGAGAUAAAGAGAUCAAACAAUGCCAUUAUCGAAGAAGCAUACAAACAGUUUAACGAUGUUCUUCAUGAAUGCAGACUCCUCAACAACAGAGCCACUCAUGUAAUUUCGCAAACUGAAAGAUCUAUGAGCCUGAAGAAGCAGCCAAAGCAGUAUGCCAUCUGAGUUGGGCUAUUUUGAACACCUUUGUGUGCAACAUUUAGCAACUUUUUGUUGUAUGGUCAACCAUGGCUAAUGUACUGUAGGUUUCUCAAAUUUCUAAGCUUCACCCAAAUGCUUGAUAAGUAUCAUCGCCAGACACACAUGCUCUGUGUUGCAGUGUGAGGCAUUUGUUGAAAUUGCAUCGCAUCCUAUGCAUUGGGUAACUGACGAUACAUGUAAGUGGUUUGAAAACCUUUAUCCAUACUGAAACCUUUCAGUUUGGUUCAAAGAUGUCUUUACUUGCACAGUGUGCAUUUUGUACCAUGUUGUAGCCUGCAUUUAUGCUGAGAGCUAUGCUGCUUAAGAAUUUCUAUAGGUUUAAGUAAUUAAGAGCUUUUUUCCAUUUUGCAUUGCUGGAUAAUUUUGGGAGUUACUGUGUCCCAUGCUGUAUGCUUUCUUUGUAAGUUGAACUUUUGCAAAACGUGAUUGAAUGAUUGUUUCAGUUGUUUCUACUUGUUUUAUACCAUAAAGUUUAUUAUGUGUACAUUCAACUUGUGGAAAAUACUAUGCUUAUAAAGGUGUACUUCACA
Molecule: messenger RNA, 1649 nt
Organism: Siniperca chuatsi (mandarin fish)
Lineage: Eukaryota; Metazoa; Chordata; Actinopteri; Centrarchiformes; Sinipercidae
Gene: lrrc61
Product: leucine rich repeat containing 61
Exons: 9
Coding region: 298-1083 (261 amino acids)
Biological process (GO): outer dynein arm assembly
Cellular component (GO): cytoplasm
Molecular function (GO): protein binding
Source: RefSeq, a predicted model, not a curated record